Molecule: messenger RNA, 895 nt
Organism: Eutrema salsugineum
Lineage: Eukaryota; Viridiplantae; Streptophyta; Magnoliopsida; Brassicales; Brassicaceae
Product: CCG-binding protein 1
Exons: 3
Coding region: 91-714 (207 amino acids)
Biological process (GO): pollen tube guidance
Cellular component (GO): nucleus; cytosol
Molecular function (GO): mediator complex binding
Source: RefSeq, a predicted model, not a curated record
AAAUAUCUAAAUCCUUAUCCACUUCAUUCUCCUCUUCUGGAUAAUUUCAAAGUUUCUAAAAAAACUCAGCUUCUUGCUACUUCCUACAAGAUGAUAAAGUCGGUGACUCUUCGUUCGUUUCCUCUCCCUAUAGAGUUCAACGGCAAGUCUAAGUUCCUCGAGCCGUCGACGUCUUAUUUCCCGGCGAGAUCCUUCACAGUGGUUCGGUGUUCAAGCACGAGAGACGUCCCUAAGCUUGAGCUCUUCAGCCGCGGAAAAUUCGAUCGGAUUCUUCAAGAUCCGCCAUUAAUUGAAAAAGCCGAGUCCGAACUCUCAGAUUACUGUUCGACGCUUGAAGGUGAUGAUUCUUACAGCUGCUGGAAAGCAUACUUUGAGCUCAAAGACCUCGAAAAAGAGAAGCCAAAGGUGGAAGUUGAGAAUCUGAUCUUGCAAACCGGCGGUUUAAAAUCGUUAAUCGGGUGUUUACACGGGGUUGCUUUGAUAGAGAAAGACAAGAAAACCAAGAAUGGUUUAGAAUCAACAGAGGAAUCAAAUUCAAAGAAAGGAAGCAUGAAACUACAUAUUCAUAUCCCUGAUGGUUUACCAAAAUCUCAAGAAGAGUUAGAGGAAGAAGAGAAAUCGUUAAUGCCCGAUUCUGCUUUCACAAGAUUGCUUAGAACAAUGGGAACCAUCCCUGCUUGGUUCUCUCACGUUCCUGACCAUGAAACAGACUAAAUAAUCUUUAGAAAGUUGUUUCCUUAUCACGGUUUUGCUUUCAUGUAAAUAUAGCAAAAGUUUGGUUUCUUGAUUUUGCUUAGAACAUACAGUCACUGUAAUCUCUCUUUCAUAUUCCCAAGAAAAUGUGGUUGUCAUUGCGGAAUGUUCGAGAAAUGAUUGAUAUCAAGUUUGUUUCGAA